UCUUCCCUGCAGUGCACACCCCUUUUGUAUGCAGAUGAUUUGACAAUUAUGCACCCAGUCCAGAAUCCCUCCCAGUAUCAGCAACUUCAGGACGACCUCAACACCGUCCAUGAUUGGUCUGUGGCAAACAAGCUCCCCCUGAACAUUAACAAAUGCUCAUCAACUCUCAUUACCACAUCAAGAAGCCAUAACACCAGACAGCACAGCUUCCAGCUGAAUGGAGAGGAACUCCCCACCACUAACCGUGCAAGACUUCUUGGUGUGACAGUAGAUUCAAAAUUAACCUUUUCGCCGCACAUUGGGGAGGUGACCUCAAAAGCCCGCCGGAUGCUCGGAUUUGUGCGUCGAGUCACCCGAGGAGCUGGCGCCAGUGCAUUGCGGGACCUGUACACUGCUCUAGUGCUCCAACAACUCGAGUAUUGUGCUUCAGUUUGGGACCCUUACCAGAAUUCACUGAAAGCGUCCCUCGAGAGUGUGCAGCGGCGUGCCGCCUACACAGUCUUGCGGUGCCAGGCUUCCCCUGGACUGCCACAUUACCGCGACCUGUCCACGCAAGAACUUCUGAGGAUGGUGGGGUGGAACCCCCUAGCACUUCGCCGGCAGGUUGCAUCACUCCGGCUCCUUGCUGACAGCCUCCUCCCAAGAGAUCAGGAGCUCCCGCUGGUUAAAAGCUUGCGCCUUACUAGAUCUGGUGGGCUACAGCCACUGUUCGGUCGCACUGUGCGUCACCAGAACUCUGUCUUGGUGAAGUGUGUAACCCUCUGGCGCUCGCUGCCAAAGACGCUGACCGACUGUCCACCCCAGGAGAAGGAUGACCUUAAAGACUGGUGCAAGGAGGUAUCGGACUUCCUUCAGCAGUGAUCUUCCAUGGAAAAAAACGUUGAAUGCUUCAUUGUCAUAUUUAUUUAUUUAUUUGUUUCUUUUUUCACAAUAUGUAGUAGUGCGGCACCACAGGCCUCAGGUAUGGGCCAAUGGCCUUUCUGUGGUGCCGCAACCCUCCAGGGUUGA
This is a messenger RNA of Ixodes scapularis (black-legged tick), 1008 nucleotides long. RefSeq lists its product as uncharacterized. The coding region runs from base 49 to 861 and encodes 270 amino acids. The transcript has a single exon. NCBI's taxonomy places the organism in Eukaryota, Metazoa, Arthropoda, Arachnida, Ixodida, Ixodidae. The record is from RefSeq and is a predicted model, not a curated record.